CUUGUCCCCACACUCCACAUGCCACUCUCUCCAAAAAACCUCCAUAAAUACACCCCCCAAAUACUACUUCAUCACCACCCUCUACAUUCUCCAUCACAACACUUCACAACACCACAACACAACCACUUCACCCUUCUCUCUCUCUCUCUAAACAAUGGCCAUUAAGAAAUACUCCAACAAACUUCCUCAACAUGCAGUGUUGAAACAAAUCCUCAAAAGAUGUUCUAGCUUAGGUAAGAAAAACGACUAUGACGAUAAUGAAUACCCCAUUGAUGUACCAAAAGGUCAUUUCCCUGUUUACGUUGGUGAAAACCGAAGUAGAUAUAUUGUUCCUAUCUCUUUCUUAACUCACCCUGAGUUUCAGUCUCUUCUUCGUCAAGCUGAAGAAGAAUUCGGAUUUGAUCAUGAUAUGGGUCUUACCAUUCCUUGUCAAGAAGUUGUUUUUCAGUCACUAACAUCCAUGAUAAGAUGAAGAACCAAAACAAGAACAAGAACAACAACAAGAUCAAGAUGUUUGAUAUAUAUGGUUAUGAUUAUUUGGAGAAGGUUGAUGGAUCUAUAAGAUGGAUCAACAAAGAUGAAGAAAUUCUCUUUUUUUAAUCUCCAUUUUUUCAUGGCCAUUUGGGUAUUGGGUGGGUUCUCAUUCUUUCUUUUUUUUUUUUAUUUUUUUUUUGGGAGUGAUGUUUCAACAACCUAUUUUUAUUUUUGGUGGUGAUGUUGUUAUUAUUAUGUAACACUGACUUUUUACCUGUGAUUAUUUCAUGGGUUGAAAAAAUUGUAAAAAGGUUUCUUCCUUGCAGAGGUUCUGUGUAAUGGGUACCCUGUGAGAGAUGUUUGUUAAAUGUGAAUCAAGGCAAUUAAGGUUCUGUUCUUGUGUUUCUGUUA
Messenger RNA from Vicia villosa (hairy vetch), 885 nucleotides. RefSeq names its product auxin-responsive protein SAUR50-like. The record is from RefSeq and is a predicted model, not a curated record. The coding region runs from base 155 to 472 and encodes 105 amino acids. Gene Ontology annotation, biological process: response to auxin. The transcript has a single exon. NCBI's taxonomy places the organism in Eukaryota, Viridiplantae, Streptophyta, Magnoliopsida, Fabales, Fabaceae.